AUGCUUACUACAUUAAGGAGGAUAUGGGAGGUGCAAGCAAACCAGGCCUUGUGGGUGAUAAGGAAGAUCAUAAAAGCUAAAGAGACCUUUGGAGAAGCAGGCUAUCAAGAAGAUGAUGUGCUUCAGUUAACUACGCUAUCUGUUAAGGAGAUUUACUGCAAACUCAGAGGAGAUUACCCAAGAGUUGAAUGGUGGAGAUUGAUAUGGAACAAUCAUAGUCCUCCUAGGUGGAAUUUUAUUUUGUUUCUAGGCAUCCACAAGAGGCUAUUUACCAAGACUAGAUUGGCACAAUGGUGCCACAUUGAUGAUUUGAGUUGCCCUCUGUGUAAUGCAGCAGAUGAGUCCAUUGAUCAUCUAUUUUUUCAAUGCCAAUAUUCUGCAAAUGUCUGGUCUAAAUUAUUGAAAUGGCAAGGAGUCACGAAGGUGCCGACAUUGUGGCAAGUUGCGAUUACAUGGGCUGCUAGGCAUAUGCAGGGGAAGUCUACUGGUAUGAUGCUAUUCAGAAUGACUCUAGCAGCCUGCCUUUAUUGUGUUUGGAAUGAAAGGAAUUUGAGAUUGUUUCAACAGAGAUCUAGACCUGCGGAUAUGCUAGUAGACAAGUGA
Molecule: messenger RNA, 603 nt
Organism: Nicotiana tabacum (common tobacco)
Lineage: Eukaryota; Viridiplantae; Streptophyta; Magnoliopsida; Solanales; Solanaceae
Source: RefSeq, a predicted model, not a curated record